Trichoplax adhaerens is the source of this 342-nucleotide messenger RNA. RefSeq lists its product as uncharacterized. The coding region runs from base 1 to 342 and encodes 113 amino acids. The record is from RefSeq and is a predicted model, not a curated record. The transcript has 3 exons. NCBI's taxonomy places the organism in Eukaryota, Metazoa, Placozoa, Uniplacotomia, Trichoplacea, Trichoplacidae.
AUGCCGAAACUCGAAACCAACCAACAGUUGAUGGCAACUACUGCAAAGAAAGACUUCCUACUUCAGAGUAGUAAAAUGCCAUACAAACGUGGAAUCGAUCAUGCAGACAAAGAAGGGAAUUCGGUUUUUGCGAAUAAAGUAAAUGCAGAUUAUAUUGUGGUUGGUACGAUCAAGGUAAUCAUAAUUAUUGAAGCUUUGCUACUAAAUUCUCCAAGUGCUUGUAUUUUUGUCGACUUUCUUCCUCAUGGUGCUCGUUUUAGAUCAGUUUUUAACGGUGUCACGGCUUCUCUCAAAAUUAUCAGAGAAGAAGAAAAGAAUACAAACCCAUUCUUCUUCUAUUAG